GUCUGCAUCGUUUGAACACAGGACGGUUGGUUAGAAACCUGCCCGGGAAUCAAAUGCAACUAACCGACCCGACGAGAACACAGAAAGAUAACGGCCGGGAUAGAGACCAGGAUCUCGGAUGCUUGGUAGAGAGAAUCUGCACACGAGGGGAAGGGGGAAGGGGGGGGGUGAGAAAUUGACAGCAGUCAUCUUCCCCCUCCCUCUACCACAAGGGGGGUACGAUCCAGUCAGUGUCCACUGUCCAAUUUCCACCACCAUUAUUCUGUAUUCCCGUUGGGCGACAAUCCCCAUCGUCGACAUUAUUCCAGAACAAUUCUUUGACUGGACGACUGGCGAGGUCCGACCCGUUUUAUUUUUUUUUUACUCUCUCUUUUCUUCUUGCCUAUCGGAGGACGAGGAGUCGGAAUUGGAAGAUGGACCAUAUCUCUGUUGUUCACUGCUCAGCCUCAGGACGAAUCACCCACGUAACAAUCAAGGUCGUUCCAUCAUCUCCUGCCAAUCACGACAGAGGCGAGCCCGUAACCUUCCUUCACCGCAUCCUUAUUGUUCACCAAAUCUGAUAAACAACCCAUUAAACCAAGUACUCAUGUGUAGUAUACACCGCCUGGGCCCGAGCACAGGUACUCCAGAGACUAUAGAGUCCACACCUUAACCGGUGGAGUUGAUUCGUGAUGCGUGACGAGUCAUCAGUAUCCGCGAGCCUCCGAAGAUGGGUAUGAAAGCCUAAAGGUCGUUGUGCUCUGUCCAUCAAGUGGACAGAAGAUGGCAUGGUAUCCCUCGGAUUUUUUUUUCGUUCCCCCUCCUCUGGAAUUAGUACCCCGCUUUUGUGUGUACCGAGAAUUUCUCUUGUCCUUGGUUUUUUUUUUCUCUCUGUGACAUGUGGGAGGGGAGGGCAGAGUAGAGUUGUUAAAUAAAAGAAAAAGCGAUUUCCCGUUGGAUUACCAGGCAUUGAAGGGGGGACUUGCGCUUCUACUAGCCUACUACUCUUUUAACUUGCAUGACACUUCUCCCAUAG
This is a messenger RNA of Penicilliopsis zonata CBS 506.65, 1015 nucleotides long. RefSeq lists its product as hypothetical. Bases 119 to 652 code for a protein of 177 amino acids. The transcript is spliced from 2 exons. Lineage: Eukaryota; Fungi; Ascomycota; Eurotiomycetes; Eurotiales; Aspergillaceae. The record is from RefSeq and is a predicted model, not a curated record.